CCGCUAACAUCCAUAUCCCUCCAUACUCUUUCUUCCAACCUCUUUUAUCCGCCACCGCUGCUUCUUCCUUCCUCACCGCUGCUUUCAUAUAUAGACCGCCGCAACCCCUCGCCCACCCUCCCCGCAGUUAGCCCCGUACCUUUCGCGGCCCCGGCCCUUACAAAUCGCACUCGCACACUCGCCCCAUUUCGACAUUGCGCCCGCUCUCCGCCGCCACGUCUCUCUAUCCACUGUCGCCUAACAGUAAACAUCUGGCCCAGUCUGCCUCGCACAGGCCGCCAGUUUAUAUCAGAACCCAUCUUCUUGGCGUUCUUUUUCUUGGCACCACUGUAGCUCCGCAAAUCGACAUUCACGCGAGUACACCACGGCAAAGAUGGGUCUUUUGAGUCAGCGAAUGGAUUCUCUCUCCAUCAGAGGGAAGACUUCCAGACGCAGCUCCGUCGCGUCCCCUGCCGGCACCCCAGCCAGAGACUCGGGCGAGACUCAGAUCGACGAUGGCGACCCCAACGAUACAAGCACUCUCGACCAAGAAGAAGGCAACAUCCUGUUGUCCAUUAUCUCUCAAUUGCGACCUGGAAUGGACCUGUCCAAGAUUGCCCUUCCCACUUUCGUGCUUGAGCCCAGGAGUCUUUUGGAAAGGAUCACUGACUUUUUCUCACAUCCGGAGUUGAUCUUUGGGGCCGGCAAUGACCCCGAUGCAAAACAGAGAUACAUCCGUGUGAUGACAUUUUACCUGAGUGGCUGGCACAUUAAACCCAAGGGCGUCAAAAAACCGUACAACCCUGUUCUUGGGGAAUUUUUCCGUUGCACCUACGUUUACCCUGAUGGAUCGGAAGGAUUCUACAUUGCCGAACAGGUCUCACACCAUCCUCCUGUAUCUGCAUUCUUCUACAUUAGUCCUAAGAAUGGGUUGCUUGUAACCGGAGAGCUUAAGCCAAAAAGCAAGUUCCUUGGUAACAGUGCCGCUACUAUUAUGGAGGGUGAAGACCGGAUACGGCUGUUGGACCGACCCGAGGAUGGGGAGUAUUCCAUCACUAUGCCCAACACCUACGCACGAGGUAUUCUCUUCGGCAAGAUGCUUUUGGAGCUCUGUGACGUGUCUAGCAUUGCCAAUGCCAAGAAUGACUUCCACUGUGAUGUCGACUUCAAGGCAAAGGGAUGGAUAUCGGGUGGUUACAACGUAAUUUCUGGCAAGGUCGUUGGUCCGGGCAGGUCGGACAUUGGGGAGAUUAGUGGCCACUGGUCAUCUGCUAUUGAGUUCAAAGACAAGGACACCAAGGAGAAAAAGGUUCUUUUCGACCCUUCUACUUCACGUGUUGCGCCAAAGAAGGUUUUGCCCGAAUCUGAGCAGGAGGAGUAUGAGUCUAGGAGGUUGUGGACUAAGCUCACUGAUGCUAUCCGAGCUGCCGACAUGCACGGUGCAACCGCCGCCAAGUCCGCUGUAGAAGACCGCCAGCGAGAGCUUGCCAAGAAGCGAGAAUCCGCAGGCGAACCCGCUCACGAGCAAAGAUUUUUCAAGCACGUUGCCGGGGACAAGUGGAUGCCCAAGUUGGACGUUGACAAUUUGCCCAAGGACCGAAAUGAGAUGGAGGAUGUAGUUCGUAAAUGGAUCUUUGGCGACAAGAAUCCCUUGGACUACGAGAGUGUCAAGACGACUCCUCGAGGUUCCCAAUCCACGGAGUCUGGAGCUGCCCCUGUCGCCGCGGGUGAAGCUACUCCCGUCGCUGCGGGUGGAGCUGUUGCUGGCGGAGCUGCUGGAGCUGCCGGUGUCGCUGGCGCUGAUGUUAGUUCUUCCAACACUAGUGUAGCCGAAUCUACAAGAAGUACCUCUACAGAGCCUCCUGCAGUACCCACCGCACCAGGUCCUCCUGUCGGUCAACCAGUUGACCAUCCCGUACCUCCUAAAGCCUAAACCCUUCCCUAGAAUCUCAUCAAACUCCUAUCUUUUUUCCCGCACGAUACCCAACACGCGCGCAAGUCUUACCUGGUGAUGAUGCCUGUAGAGUCGGUCCCCGCGAGUAGAAAGCCGAGAAGUAAUUUUUUCAAAGAGGGUGGGUUAGUAAUGAGGACUAUAUGAAUGACGCGGACGAGCAGAAGGAAGACAGUUAUUCAACCCCCAACUGUAGACUAUCAACUUUUUAAACCUGCUUCAUAUCCAGUCUCCUUUUGCAGGUUUUGCCUUUAUCUUUUGCUCUUGUUUCUAGUAUUUUAUUGCUUGGAUUCAUAAGUGUACGGCUGGGCUCUGACGUCGAGAACGAGUUAACUGUGCUUUAAUGAUACACAUGCAUGAGAAAAAUCGCCGAU
Molecule: messenger RNA, 2304 nt
Organism: Cryptococcus deneoformans JEC21
Lineage: Eukaryota; Fungi; Basidiomycota; Tremellomycetes; Tremellales; Cryptococcaceae
Exons: 12
Coding region: 374-1912 (512 amino acids)
Cellular component (GO): cortical endoplasmic reticulum; intracellular membrane-bounded organelle; cytosol
Molecular function (GO): sterol binding
Source: RefSeq, a predicted model, not a curated record